Messenger RNA from Penaeus vannamei (Pacific white shrimp), 885 nucleotides. The record is from RefSeq and is a predicted model, not a curated record. Lineage: Eukaryota; Metazoa; Arthropoda; Malacostraca; Decapoda; Penaeidae.
AUGUAUAUAUAUCGUCGGAGAAUCAGCGGCCGACAGCAGAACCUCAGCCCUCGAAGACGAGAGCCGAGCCCACCGAGAGCCGAGCCGAGCCCCGGAGCCGAGGGAACCGAGAGCCGAGAGAGCCAGAAGAGCCGAGCCGGGAGCCGAGAGCCGAGCCCGGGAGCCGAGACACCAAAACGCGAAGAGGCACCCUGCACCGUGGCCAUAAUGAUGAUGCCUUCCAAAAUCACCCAAGACGAACGCCUCACCAACCUAAACGAACGCGGAGGCACACCCAUAUUGAAACAUAUUCGCGUAUUUGCGUAUUUCCCAAACCAGCGCAAACGAAUCAGGAACCGCGUCAAAACGAAACAAAAAAAAACAAGUCCUCUCUCGAGAAACAAGUCCUCCUCGAGCAACAAGUCCUCCUCGAGAGAAACAAGUCCUCCUCGAGAAACAAGUCCUCCUCGAGAAACAAGUCCUACCUCGGAGAAACAGUCUCCUCGAGAGAAACAAGUCCUCCUCGAGAGAAACAAGUCCUCCUCGAGAGAAACAAGUUCCUCUCGAGAACAAGUCCUCCUCGAGAAAACAGUCCUCCUCAGAGAAACAAGUCCUCUCUCGAGAGAAACAGUUCUCUCGAGAAACAAGUCCUCCUUCGAGAGAAACAAGUCCCCUCCUCGAGAGAAACAAGUCCUGCUCGAGAAACAAGUCCUCCUCGAGAAACAAGUCCUCCUCGAGAAACAAGUCCUCCUCGAGAGAAACAAGUCCUCCUCGAGAAAACAAGAAACGAGAGAAACAAGUCCUUCCUCGAGAGAAACAGUCCUACUCGAGAAACAAGGAUCGAGAAACUCCUCCUCGAGAAACAAGUCCUCCUCGAGAGAAACAAGUCCUCCUCGAGAGAAACAA